UGUAAUUUAGCAGGCAUACAAAUUGAACGAACCACCACAUAAACAAACACUUUUUUCAUUUUCGAAAUAAAAGAAUUUUUCUGCUCCAUUGGAAUUACCAUAUUGCCGUUCCCAUCUCUCCGUGGAUCGAUCACUUUCGCGACAUCAAAGAUUUCUUUAGAUCAAAUUCAAUAGCUGAGACCAUAGUAUAUGGACGGUGCGAUGGAUUCCAAUUUGUACAAAGCUAUACAAGAAGGAAACGUUGAUGGCAUGAAACAGCUGAUAACAGCUAGUCAUGGCCGUUCCGGUAGUGGUGAUCAUUAUCUCCUCCAAGCAAUGACGGCCUAUCUCAAUAGCAAUCCACUUCAUGAGAAUGACAAACAAAAAGAAUGAUACAGCACUUCAUGAGACACUGCAUUAUGUAAGUGGAUCCAUUAAUCUAGUACUUCCCUGGUUGAUCGAUGCCGACCCAGGUUUUGCUUAUUUUGCUAAUGAUGCUGGUGAGACACCACUUUACCUGGCCGUUAAAAAUGCUACAAUUAAUGAGAUUGAAUAUAUCUUAGAGAAAUCUCCAUCCCAAGCUCAUACUGCUCCUGACGGAAGGACCGUGCUACAUACCGCAAUGCAGCUCAAUGACUAUUUUCGGUCAGCUGAUACUGCAGAACUAUUGUUGAAAAAGAAGCCACUUAUAGUAAAAGAAGUGGACAAAGAUGGCUGUAGUGCACUUCACUAUGCUGCUUCGUUAUACAGAGCUCACGCCUUCGCUGAAAUAUUGGAUGCUGAUUCAUCUGUUGGGUAUUUUAGAGAUAAAGAUGGCAUGACGGCCCUUCAUUAUGUCGCAGGAUAUUACUUUAAUGUGGCUCCUGAUGAUUAUUUUCACAUGCUAGUAUUGAUGAAGAAAAUGAUCGGAAAACUAGCAGAAAGUUGCCCUGAUUGCUGGGAAAUCAGAGACAACAAAGGCCGUAACUUUCUUCAUAUUGCUGCUGAAACCAGAAAAGUUUACUGUUUUGAGUAUAUUUUUAAAGAUAUGCCAUCAUCACCGACAAAUGAUCUUAUGGUGAUGAACCUUUUAAAUAGGAGGCAAGACAAUGGAAACACACCUUGUGAUUUGCUCCGAAGUUUAGACCCGAAUGAAUAUCCAGGUUAUAGAGAUGAUUGCCUAGAGUUUAUCAAGCGAGACCCAAGAACAGGACAGGAUCAUAUCCAUCCACGUGAUUACGAUCUCGAUGUUUCUCAAAGGAACAGGGCAGAGGCGAAAUUAGUAAAUGGUGAACACCUACAUGAUAUAGAGGGUCAAGCUAAUAUGGUAGUGGCAACACUUUUGGCAACUAUUGCAUUUGCAGCUGCUUUUACAUUUCCUGGAGGCUACACCAGUGAAGGCACUGCAACUUUGGCUAGAAGAACAGCUUUCAUAAUUUUUACUGUUUGUAACAAUCUAACCAUGCUUCUGUCCUGUUCCUCUUUGUUAAGUCACUUUUAUUGUUUAACAAUGAGAACAUCAUAUGGCUUCAGUACGGUCAUCACCUACGGAUCAUUACAACAGAUCCCGUCCUUUUGUACACUAUUAUCCAUCCCAACGACGAUGGGGGCAUUUGUGGCAGGUACAUACGCGUAUCUAAGCGAGUUUCCUGGACUUGCCAUUCCCAUUUGUAUACUUGGUUGUGGUUUCUUCCCAUCCUCUUUUAUCAUUGCCUAUAGAGCACUACGGAGAUUCUCCCGUCUCAGCGAUAUGGACAAACGUGUAGUGUUUCCUUCUAAUGUAGGAUACUUAGUAGAUUUUAAAUAUUAUAAUACUAAUGAAAUCAGGAUGUUGUAUUCAAAAAAGAAAAAAAAUGUAGAUCAAGAAUUAUAUUUUUAG
Messenger RNA from Papaver somniferum (opium poppy), 1837 nucleotides. RefSeq names its product ankyrin repeat-containing protein NPR4-like. Gene Ontology annotation, molecular function: protein phosphatase regulator activity; protein phosphatase 1 binding. Bases 347 to 1837 code for a protein of 496 amino acids. The record is from RefSeq and is a predicted model, not a curated record. The transcript has 3 exons. Gene Ontology annotation, cellular component: plasma membrane. Lineage: Eukaryota; Viridiplantae; Streptophyta; Magnoliopsida; Ranunculales; Papaveraceae.